CCGGCCAAUCUGAUCUUUUGAAUUUUACACCAAACAAAAAAAUGGUGGCAAUGGUGUCUUUGGUCGCUUCUUCUCUUACAUGCUCAAGCCUUACUCUGAAUCUCCUUCCCAUUCUGCGUACGGAAGCACCUUUACUCUCCAGGAAGCGUCGAGCAGCUUCUGUGGUGGCAACAUCUUCUAGAGAUGAUAACGAUACCGUCGCUGAUUCUUCUCAGAAACCCACCAAAUUCGUCACAUUUCUCGGCAAAGGUGGCUCCGGCAAGACCACCGCCGCUGUUUUCGCCGCUCAGCAUUACGCAUUGGCUGGGCUCAGUACAUGUUUGGUGGUACAUAAUCAAGACCCUUCUGCUGAUUUCCUCCUUGGAAGCAAGAUUGGGACUUCUCCUACCUUGAUCAACGACAAUCUCUCUGUGAUUAGGCUCGAAACCACAAAAAUGCUUCUAGAGCCUCUUAAACAGCUGAAGCAAGCAGAUGCUCGACUUAAUAUGACCCAAGGGGUUCUUGAAGGGGUAGUAGGUGGUUGGAGAAGAGCUAGGAGUGCUUCCAGGCAAGCAACCCGAAAGAACCACAAGGGGAAGCCUUUUGAUGUUAUAAUUUACGAUGGUAUUAGCACUGAGGAAACUCUUCGGAUGAUAGGUCUAAGCAGUAAAACAAGAUUGUAUGUGAAAUAUCUGAGAAGUUUGGCCGAGAAGACAGACUUGGGAAGGCUAACAAGUCCUUCCAUUAUGAGAUUUAUUGAUGAGUCAAUGAACAUAAGCGGCAAUAAGUCGCCUUUCGAUGGUAUGACAAGUCCUGCCAUGUGGGAUACUUUGGAACGUUUCUUGGAGACCGGUGCUUCUGCGUGGAGAGAUCCAGAGAGAUUCAGGAGUUUUCUUGUAAUGGACCCAAAUAAUCCUAUCUCUGUUAAAGCUGCAUUACGGUAUUGGGGAUGUACUGUACAAGCAGGAUCUCAUGCUUCUGGGGUGUUUGCUAUUUCUUCUUCUCAUCUGACAAGCAAAAUCCCAAAAGAAGAUUUUGUGCCGCUGCCCUUUGCAUCUGCAUCAGUUCCAUUUACUAUAACUGGUCUGGAUUGGGACAAAAUCCUGCUGGACCAAGCGAAUUCAAGUAUCCGGGAACUUCUUUCUGAAACUGUUAGCCAUGGAACCAGCUUGACACAAACAGUAAUGUUUGAUUCAGCAAAGAAAUUGGUGACUCUUUUCAUGCCGGGGUUUGAAAAAUCGGAAAUCAAACUGUAUCAGUACAGAGGAGGUUCUGAGCUCUUAAUAGAAGCUGGGGACCAAAGACGUGUAAUUCAUUUACCUCCUCAGAUUCAAGGAAAAGUUGGUGGAGCAAAGUUUCUGGACAGAAGUCUCAUCAUCACAAUGCGGUAAUACAUUUUGGAAGAACUAAUUUGUUCUUUUUGUACACCAGAGAUGUGUAGUUUGU
This is a messenger RNA of Arabidopsis arenosa, 1425 nucleotides long. NCBI's taxonomy places the organism in Eukaryota, Viridiplantae, Streptophyta, Magnoliopsida, Brassicales, Brassicaceae. The record is from the annotation of a GenBank genome assembly.